Parathielavia appendiculata is the source of this 1011-nucleotide messenger RNA. RefSeq lists its product as uncharacterized. The record is from RefSeq and is a predicted model, not a curated record. Lineage: Eukaryota; Fungi; Ascomycota; Sordariomycetes; Sordariales; Chaetomiaceae. Bases 28 to 1011 code for a protein of 327 amino acids. The transcript has 5 exons.
UAACCACCCCAUCUCGACCACUCCACCAUGGGCUUUUACAAUCCUAGUCUUGCCAUCCGGCAGACCGACAUGGAACCCAACGAGGGACACACGAGGCCACCCACGCUCAGCCAGAGCAUCGCGUUAGAGGACUCGCCGCGCAUCUACGUCGACCAGCGUCUUCCAUCGAUAACUGUUCUCCUGGGCGAUCUGCCACGCCGUCCGGUUGAGCUCGCACUUCGUCUAUUCUUCCCCCCCUCCCCUCUUCAGUCCUCCAUCGGCGCGCCCUCAUCCCCAUUCUCAAACCCAUAUCCAACCUGGCCGGCACUCCCUCCCCGCCCGCGAUCCGCAGCAGGCCACCAUCAAGGAUUCAUUCCGCCCCUCGCACCCCUGGUCCCGCGGAGAGCAUUGGCACACUGCACUAGCUCUACCACUCGCUCUUACACCGUCCCAGACCGACCCUCAGCCCACUACUACCGAACCAGCCCGGACCGUGACCACCACCGCCAGAGGCGUACCAACAAGAGAGUCGUCCAGGCGACCUACAUGGCGCGGUGGUCAGGCCUCAAUUGCACCGUCAGCGGGAUCGAGUGCUACUAUCGCGCCAACGAUUGGGUUCCGGCCACGACACCUGAGGGGCUGAUAUCGCUUGUCGAUCCCGAGCCCCGAGACGGGGCGGUGGAGGAGGAGGAGGAGGAGGAGGAGGUGGUGGAUGGAGGGGAGACUGAGGAGAGUGAGGAGGAAAGGGAGAAGGCCAAGACGAAGCGGCCGCCGUGGUGUAAACUUUACAGGGACGCGUACUACCGCACGCGGCAGGUCAAGUGCCGCCAGGAGGAGGUGAGUCUGAUGGAGCAGUUUCCCAAGGAGUUGAUGGACGAGCGGAAUGAUUGGGUGCGGGAGGAGCAUCGCGUUCUGGCGAGGGGUUUUGCUGAGAGACGACGCCGGCAGAGAGAGGAGUGGAUCGCUGCCAGGAAAGGGCGGCUGUAUCAGAGGAUGCUGCACCGCAGACUUGUUUUCUGUCGUUGCGUCUAG